Molecule: messenger RNA, 1720 nt
Organism: Salvelinus fontinalis (brook trout)
Lineage: Eukaryota; Metazoa; Chordata; Actinopteri; Salmoniformes; Salmonidae
Product: zinc finger and SCAN domain-containing protein 22-like
Exons: 2
Coding region: 165-1325 (386 amino acids)
Biological process (GO): regulation of transcription by RNA polymerase II
Molecular function (GO): DNA-binding transcription factor activity, RNA polymerase II-specific; RNA polymerase II cis-regulatory region sequence-specific DNA binding
Source: RefSeq, a predicted model, not a curated record
CAAGGAAGGUCACAGUUAUCGAAGAUGGUGGAGUGUUGACAAUAAGCCAGAUAUUCUUACCAAUGUUACUAUUUCUUGAACAAGUAACAUUUUUUAAAAGGUUUUUAAUCGUCAUAGUAGUUAUACAGUAGUUGUGACCGGUUUCACAAAAGCAAGGGUGUAAAAUGUCUGAGACGAGUGUUUUGCAUCAACGGAUAAGCUCCGUCAUGGACAUUCUAGCCUCCGCUGCCAUGACAGAGAUUUGCAAGUUAGUAGAGGAUUGCUGUGGAGCGUUAAGUGUAGAAGUCUCUCAAAACAAAGAGCAAAUCAAAAUGCUACAGAAGCAACUCAGCCUGGCUGAGUCGAAUUACAUGUCAGUGAGUUGCAAAGAAAGUCAGACGCCUGUCAGCAGCGGCUCACCAAUAAACAACAGUCCUUCGGGCAAUUACCCCACGGCCAAUGCCGAUGAUGCGGACGACACUCACGAUGACAAAGAUUUUCAGCAGUUCAUUGUCUCUGAAGUGGAGUUUCACCCUGCGCAGCAGCAUUGUAAGCAGGAGUUGAGCCCCAGUCUGGGGCAAGAUGACUGGAACCCCAUACAGAUUAAAGAGGAACAGGAGGAAUUCAGGAUCAUCCAGGAGGAGGAAGACUCUGUAUUCACUCCUGCCUGGGUGAAAAGUGACUAUGAUCAGUACCCAACUCAGUCCUCACAAACCCAAAGUGAAGAAUACAAAGACACAAUGGCCUUUACUGAAGAGAUCAAAACAGAUCCUAAGGUAGAUGAUUCCUCAGAGCCAACCAGUGACUCUCAGCCCCAGUGCAAAUUGAAGAAGACAUGGACAGAAAAAGGACAAAGCUCGAACGGUGGAGAAUCUCUGGAUCUGAAAUCACCAGUGCAAAGGAGAAGUCACACUGAAGAUACAUCAUUUUGCUGUAGUGAUUGUGGUGAACGUUUUACUCAGAUGGGAAAACUGGAUGCUCAUAGGAAGGCCCACAAAGGAAAGAAACCUCAUCGCUGUGAUGAAUGUGGCAAAUGUUUUACUCAAGUUGGGUAUCUGAACUAUCACAGAAAGACUCACACAGGGGAGAAACCUCAUCGCUGUCAUGAUUGUGGUAAAUGUUUCUAUCGAGUUGGUGAUCUGACACUUCAUAUGAGGAUUCACACAGGGGAAAAACCACUUUGCUGCCAGGUCUGUGGCAAAUGUUUUGCUCGUCCUAGUAAUCUGAGGUCUCACAUUAGGAUUCACACAGAGAAAUGUUAUUGCUGUCAAUAUUGUGGCAAAUAUUUUCGUCGUAAAGAUAGUCUGACUGCGCAUAUGAGGAUUCACACGAGGGAAAUCACAUAAUUGUUGCUAUACAUCUUUCAACACUGGCGGUAGUCACAUAAAUUCAUAUGAGGAUAAAUCACAUGAACUAUAAACUAUAUCGCUGUCAGGAUUGUUGUAAAUGUUUCAAUAAUUGUUAGAAUAUGAGGAGACCAAGGGGAGGAACCACAUGCUACCAUGACUGGCAAAUAUUUCAUAACUGCCUAUCUUUAACAUUGGCUAGGUUUCCAUCCAAUUGGCGACAGAUAUUAAUGUGAAUAUUCUAAAAUCUGCAUAAAGAAAAUAUGCACAUUUUCCCACCAGUUUCCACCAAGCAGACUUGUUGUGGAUAAAAAUCAGUGUGUGAUGACGUGGUGCACACAAUGUACAUUUUCGCCUAAGUUUUCAUGUACUGAAUAAAAAUCUAACUCUGCGAA